ACGUCACGUAGAUCAUGAUGUAGUUGUCUAGAUGCCUAAUUAAGCUAAUAGUCUACCAGUUUUUCUAAAUGGCUGCUGAUGAGAGGAUUUCAGAUCAACUUAAUGCUUGGAGGUAUCCUGUUUUUACUGUUGGCCCAAAUGAAGAAGCUCUCCAGCGAAGAAUUUUACAGAAUAUAUACCUUGAAAACAUAAAUAUAACAGAUUAUGAUUGGGAUGAACAUUGCUCUACGGUUGAUUCCGUUCUUGAUCAAAUAUUGUUCGGAUUUAAAAAGUAUGCGAGGAAGGAAUAUGAAGGAUUAAUUAUUCAUGGUAACAUAAAGCAGGGAAGUUCAAGAGAAGGUUUGAAAGUAAAUGACGCUUUAGAGUUUGACUGUUUAGUUAAAUUUGAAAUAGAAGGCAUGCAAAUGACAGAAUGCCCGAUCUACGAUUAUUCUGGAGAGCAAAUGCCGGAGUUUAUUAAAUUACGCGUCGACAAUCCAGAAUAUUUGUUAAGAAUCUAUCCAUGGUUGAAACGCUGUAAGAUUUUUACAAAAACAGGAUUUAAUGAUACACAUUGCUAUAUUAAUACAAAAAAUUUACAAGAAAAGGUUUUCAAUGCAUUACUGGACAAAACUCGUGAACAAAUCUAUGAGCGAUUGCCACUUGAAGAUAGAACUGUUUAUAUAUAUCGACGGUCUGUUAAACCACCAUCGUUCCCGAUACGUAUAAGUUUAGACCGGGAAAUAUCAUAUGUUCGCGGUUUGUACAUUAGAAUAGGACGUGAAGGUGCCAAACGCCCGGGCCAAAAGGAAUAUCUUAAGCUUCCAACGUUGGACAUUGAUAUUGUUCCCGCACUGCUAUUGCGUACGGACUACGUUCCAAAUCCGUAUACAGUAAAUAUUGUUAAUGGCGAUAAGGAAAUGACUUGCGCAGUUUAUGGAGUGAUGAAAUGGACACACAGACUGCAUGAAUCUGACCAGACAAUUGAUCAUGAUUAUAUCUGGAGGGAAUCUACAUGUGGAUAUGAAAAACAUAUCAAUGACGUUGGACGCAGAAAUCCAAGUCAACGUUACUUGAUGACAGCAUGUCGUAUUGUUAAAUCGUAUGUCACGUGGAUAAAAUUGAAUCAUCGAGACACAUAUCAGUUACAUUGUGUAGCUGUUUCGAUAUGA
Messenger RNA from Mytilus californianus (California mussel), 1151 nucleotides. RefSeq lists its product as uncharacterized. The record is from RefSeq and is a predicted model, not a curated record. The transcript is spliced from 3 exons. Bases 69 to 1151 code for a protein of 360 amino acids. NCBI's taxonomy places the organism in Eukaryota, Metazoa, Mollusca, Bivalvia, Mytilida, Mytilidae.